AAAGGAGAAUAUGUAAACUAUCCAUUUUAUUUGACUGGUCUAAGCAUUGGAUCACCAACUCAACCAUUGAUCUGUUGAGGUAGGUCCGUUAAUUACCAAAAAAAUGUAUUGAGGUAAUGAGGGUGUACAUGGAUCAAUUUAAAGCCUGUUUGGCAAAGCUACUUGCUUGUAGCUCUUUUGCUUUUACUUUUCAUAAAAUUACCAUUUUCUUAAUUUGCUUAUUAGCACUUUAAAUUUAAAAAGGCAACUUGUUAUCUAACAAGUUUUAUGAAAAAUCAAAGCAAAAACAGCUAAUAAGCUGAACUUACAAGUUUAGUUUUGCUGAUUUUUCAAACUGACCUGAUAUAAAUGGUUUGGAGGAAAUACUAACUAAUUCAAUCAAUUUUUAAGGGUUAAAUUGGAUUGGUUUCGUUAGAAUCAGUUUCAUUGGUGGGCUUUGAGUUGUUGCAGGCCUAACUUCAGCUGUUUCUUUUACAUUGAGAAGAUGAGUGAGACAAGGCCGGUGCCUAGGAGAGAGAGUCCAUGGGGAAUGCCAGAGGGAGAGCAUCGACAGCCAAAGGCACAUCGUUGCAAUGAUCGAGCUGAGGAUGUUAUCCAGGCUUGUUUUGAGGGAAACCCAUUUAAGACAGUUCCAGGACCUUUUAAGCUCUUUUGGAAGUGCAUGCGUUCCAAACCUGGGGAGGAACCAACAGAGCCAUACACCUACUUGCAGUUGGAUCCACCGAAGAGAGAGACAAAGCUUGAAUGAAAACUCUCCUAAGAGUGCAUUCUAGAACAACAGCAUCUCCAUUUGAAUAUUGGCAAUCUCAAGACUUAUCUUUUGCAUUCAUCUAGAAGAACUGUGUAAGUUUUGAGUGCCUUUAAUAUUCUAGCCUCGUGUUUAGUAGUAAUAUCUUCUCGUUUCUUAAAAAGUGUGCCUGUUGAAUCCUGAAAUGUGUUGAGUUGAUCAUCAAGUCAUGAUUGGUAGAAAUUUUCAACAACCAUGGUUAACUAAGGUCCAAGUCCUGGAUGAAUCAUCAAUAAGAGAUGGAUGAUGUUGAUUCGUGUUUGAAUGGUUCUAAAAAUUGUCAAUGAAACAACUUUUUGAUUUUCAUACUUGCUUCUGUGACUGUUGCUGAAUGCCUCAGUUUCAGCUUUUUGGUUGGUCACUUCAUUUUUUAUGUAUGGGAGUUUGGUGAGAGAAUGUCAUCUGAUGGUGUAUCAGUUAAUCUCUCAUCAAAUGAAAAUCAUUUAUAAUU
Molecule: messenger RNA, 1238 nt
Organism: Rubroshorea leprosula
Lineage: Eukaryota; Viridiplantae; Streptophyta; Magnoliopsida; Malvales; Dipterocarpaceae
Source: the annotation of a GenBank genome assembly